ACAGGAAUGUAGUCUCUACCGCCAACCUAUAGCGGCUUGAUUUAAAACCGGAACGAGUCCUGAAACGCAAUGUUUGCGUAUCACGGAAUGGCGCUGUUUUUUUCACCUCUCACUGGGAGGGACAUAAAAUCGAGGCGGAAGUCGAUCCCCGCUGACUAGAUGCCAUAAUGGUGGAGAAUUCCCCAUCUCCUCUUCCUGAACGGGCAAUUUAUGGCUUUGUUCUGUAUUUGGGCUCCCAGUUUGGCUUCAUUCUAUAUCUGACGUGGGCCUACAUCCCAGAGUCUUGGUUACACUCGUUGGGACUGACAUACUGGCCCCAAAAGUAUUGGGCAGUGGCAUUGCCCGUCUACCUCCUCGUUGUGUUGGGCAUCGCCUAUAUCUUUCUGUUUGGUAUAAACAUGAUGAGCACUGCUCCUCUAGACUCCAUACACACGGUAACAGAUUCUUAUGCCAAGAAUCAGCAAGAGAAGGAGAACCAAGAAGAUGCCAUCCCAGCUCUAAAGGACAUUUCCAUCAGCGAGGUCAAUAAGAUGUUCUUCCUCACUGAGCGAUGAUGCAGGAAGAGCUCCUCGACCCACAGAACCCUGUACUCUAUGAUCAUCCGUGUAGCUGGUUUUAUUCAAAAUCCAUUACAGUUUGUUAAAAGGGUUUGUUCACGUUCCAACACUUUUUUUCAGUUUAGUUGGUUUCAGAUAAUUCACCAGAAAUAAAGACUUUUCCCAAUUA
This is a messenger RNA of Xenopus laevis (African clawed frog), 726 nucleotides long. It is a transcript of the gene pigp.L, whose product is annotated as phosphatidylinositol glycan anchor biosynthesis class P L homeolog. Gene Ontology annotation, cellular component: endoplasmic reticulum; membrane. The coding region runs from base 168 to 554 and encodes 128 amino acids. Gene Ontology annotation, molecular function: phosphatidylinositol N-acetylglucosaminyltransferase activity. The transcript is spliced from 5 exons. Lineage: Eukaryota; Metazoa; Chordata; Amphibia; Anura; Pipidae. The record is from RefSeq and is a predicted model, not a curated record. Gene Ontology annotation, biological process: GPI anchor biosynthetic process.